GAGCCAGUCGUUUCCGAGUUCUCUGGCCCCUGAUUGGGACCUGCGCGCCCCGCUUCUCAGGCCAGAGGUGCAGAGACAUACCUCCCCGUCCGGGGCUCAGCCAGCACUGCUAGGUACACAGAAGGUGUCCAGCGAGUGUAGCUCAGGGCAUCCUGCGGGCGGGCUGCUGCUCCAUUCUGCGUGCUUGUCCGCAGCGUCCAGGCUGGGUGCUUUCACGCACCUGGUUCCAUCUGCACAGGGAAUGUGCAGGGGGCGCUGGGCCGCAUUCCCCAGAUGGGGAAACGGAGGCACGGAGAAGAAGAGCUGUCCUUCCUCCUCCACAACCACAGGUCUGGCCUGCCACUGUGGGCGGGGCCCUGGGAGUCACCUGGAACCAACAGAGGCCUUGGCAACGCACGCAGCAGUGCUUGUGGCAGCAGCCGCCAUAGGGAGGCCAAGCGUGGAGGCGGCACCGGGCUCGGAGCUGGCCAGGGUCCCCUUGCCUAUGGAGCACGCAGCCACCACAGGCCCCAGGCCUGGACCUCCCCCUCGGCGGGUGGACAACGUGAGUCCUCUGGGACGCACCACUCCUGCCACGGGGCUGGAGUCUGCCCUUUCCCCCAGGGGCCAGGAGGGUGCAGGUGCCUGCACCCUGGGUCUAAUCUCAGCCAAGGGAGGAACUUUUGCUGCUCAGCCAGGCAGGGAGAGGGGGUCAGUGACUGCAUGGGAGUGGGGCCAGCGCUCCAGGGACCCACCUGGGGAAUGGGUGGCGGUGCCUCCCCAGGUUGUGCUACGAGCCAAGGACUGGCUGCCAGGAGCUCCUGGGGGCACCACAGCGUGGGGCACCACAGCGUGGGCCACCAGCCUGGAAGCAGAGGUCCCACCAGAUCUGGUGCUCAGUGAGGAGCAGCAGCUGCAGAUCUCCAAGGAGCUGGUCGACAUUCAGAUCACAACCCACCGCCUACAGGAGCAGCAUGAGGCUGAAAUCUUUCAGCUGAAGAGUGAGAUCCUUCGACUGGAGAGCCGGGUGCUGGAGCUGGAGCUGCAUGGAGAUCACACCAGCCAGGGCUGUGCGGUCCCAGUGGAGGCUGACCCCAUGCACCGCCGGGCACCAGCCCAAGAGCUAAGACACAAAGCCCAGGUGCCUGGACACUCUGAUGACUGCAGACUCCAGGUGCAGCCUAAGAACGCCAUGAACCCUGAGAAUGAGCAGCAGAGGCUGGGGAAUGGCCCAGCCCUAUAUACCCCACAGCUGCUGGGAGGCCAGGAGCAACUGCAGAAACAAGUGAAGUGGGCGCUGGAGCGUCAGGAGGCCCGGCAGCAGGCACUGGAGACUCGUGUGGAAGCCCUGGGCCGGCAGCUGCAGGGAGCCCGAGAGGAGGCCAGAGCAGCUGGACAGCAACUGGCCACACAGGCUGUGGUGCUGUGCAGCUGCCGAGGCCAGCUCCGACAGGCAGAGGCCGAGAACGCCCGGCUGCAGCUGCAGCUCAAGACGCUGAAGGAUGAGUACGUCCUGCGGCUGCAGCACUGUGCUCGGGAGGCGGUGGAGCACGCAGACAGUGCAGGCCAGGCGCCAGCCACCACGGCCCUCCGGACAUUCCUGGAGGCCACUCUGGAGGACAUCCGGGCAGCGCACCGAAGCCGUGAGCAGCAGCUGGCCCGGGCUGCCCGCACCUACCACAAGCGGCUGGUGGAUCUGAGCCGCAGGCAUGAGGAGCUGUUGGCUGCCUACAGGUGGGCCCUGCUGGGGUGGGAGGCAUCAGGCAUCUGUGGGUCUUUAAGCCUGUGUCUCAAAGGCUUGGUGUGCAGCAGGAGUGGCCCAAGACAGACACUGGUCUACGCUGACAGGGCACCUGGGAACCCCCAAGCUAUUUUUGGCGCAGCCAGCUUGGACCUGGAACCAUUGCCCGUGCCCCUGGUCACUGACUUCAGCCAUCGGGAGGACCAGCACGGCGGGCCUGAGGCACUGCUCUCAUCCCCACAGAAGGGACCCGGUGGAGCCUCCCAGGGGGGAACAUCAGAGCCACAGGGCCUGGACGCUGCGUCCUGGGCCCAGAUCCACCAGAAGCUCCGGGACUUCUCCCGCAGCACCCAGAGCUGGAACGGGAGCGGGCACAGCUGCUGGUCCGGGCCACGGUGGCUGAAGAGCAACUUUCUGAGCUACAGGAGUACGUGGACCAGCACCUGGGCAGGUGGGCUCUCGAGAGGGAGCACGGUGUGACCCCAGGGCCCUGGUCUGGCCGGAAUGGAGGAUGACGGCUGCCUCAGGCACUAGAGGCAGACCCAUCCACAGAUGGGCAGGUCACUUAAGCAUGGUCCCUCUGAGCAGGUACAAGCAAGAAAUCCUGAGGCUGAGGAAGCUGGCAGGUUCAGGGAACCCCUGGAAAGUGGGGGCUGUGCCUCCAGCCAAGCUCCAGCAUCCAAGGACCGGCAGCCACUAGCCCGUCUCCCAGGACCAGAGCAAAGCCCAUCACAGCCAGCAUGGAGCCCUCCCACCCCGUCUCCCACGAAACAUGAGUCGGGAUACAACCCA
Molecule: messenger RNA, 2512 nt
Organism: Macaca mulatta (Rhesus monkey)
Lineage: Eukaryota; Metazoa; Chordata; Mammalia; Primates; Cercopithecidae
Source: RefSeq, a predicted model, not a curated record